Cajanus cajan (pigeon pea) is the source of this 654-nucleotide messenger RNA. RefSeq lists its product as uncharacterized. The record is from RefSeq and is a predicted model, not a curated record. NCBI's taxonomy places the organism in Eukaryota, Viridiplantae, Streptophyta, Magnoliopsida, Fabales, Fabaceae.
AUGCACAACAUCAGAGAUUUGGAACGACCUCAAAAUCAGAUUUCAGAAAAAGAAUGGCCAAGAAUUUUCAAGAUUAAGCGCGAUCUUAUGAACUUGAAGCAAGGUGAUCUCACUAUAACCCAAUAUUAUACAAAGGUAAAAUCAUAUUGGGAGGAAUUGGCUGAAUUCCAACCUCCAAAUACAUGCACUUGUGGUGGCAUCAAGCCAUGGAUAGACCAUCAUAAUAUGGAUCAGGUCAUUCUUUUUCUUACAAGAUUAAAUGAUUCAUAUUCUCAUGUGAGGGGUCAAAUCCUACUCAUGGAUCCAAUUCCACCAAUGAAUCAAUUUUUUUCCCUUGUAAGUCAAGAAAAGACUCAAAGGGAAAUUGGAGUUGACCAUCCUUUGCAAGAAUCAAAUCCUGCAUUUACUUUGAAAGCCCAAGACAAGUAUAAACAUAAUCAAAAGGAAAGACCAUACUGUGAAGAAUGCAAGAAAUAUAGGAAUACAAAGGACACUUGUUUCAAGAUUCAUGGAUAUCCAGCUCACUUCAAGAAGAGAACAUCCAAUGCUCCUACUUUCACUGCCAAACCGGUGCUCAAUCAAGUUGCUCGUGAUGAAGAAAACCCAUUCCAGUUCACUGCUCAACAAUAUCAGCAAUUGUUAGCACUCCUCUAG